CGUAGGAGCGGCCCUUUCAAUGCAGGCCAGGCCUGGCACACAGAGUCAAGUCAUGUGACCACAUGGUGGGCGCAGCCUGGCCGAGGCCCUAAAAUAGCCCCUGCAGGCAUAUAUAGACACCUCCUGCUCCCUUCACCGCCAGGGGACUCCGUCAGCACCUGACAGGGAGCAUACUGAACAGCUAGAAGGACCGAGCAGCACUGAAGCUUUAAAUACUCACUUCCCUUCUUUCUCUGCUGGAAGAAAGUUCUGGUGGAAUAGCUCAAGGAAUCUGUGAUUUCUAGAAGAGAAUUAAUAACUGGACUGAAGUAAAGCAGCAGGUUUGUGGAGGCCGCAGGACCCAGGGGAAUUUGCCCGGACUGGAUCGCGCUUUCUCUGGAUACUCCUGAUUCCCCGCGGUGGUCUGAUCCCUCGAAGGUCGGGAGCGCUCGCCGGUCGCGGGAAUGAAGUACAGCCUCCAGAGCCUAGUGGACGAGUACACGCGAACCAGCCACUACAAGCCGCCCACGCAGUACACGCCAACGCGCUACACACCAACGAGUUACACACCCACGUACUACUCACCCACGACUUACACACCCACGCUUUACACCCCCACACAUUACACCCCCACACAAUGCUCCUCCGCGCUCUACGCGCCGAAGCAGUCCAGCGCUAAGUCCUCCGCGGCGUCGGGCUAUGCGUCGGAGCAGCGCGCUAGCGUGGGGAACAUGCCGCGGCGCCGCGCGGUACCCAAGUCCGCUCGCGCCGUGCACUUCCCCAACAACGUCGUCUUCCAGGACCACAUCCGGCACGGGGACAUGCAGCAGAUUGGACGGUUCCUCAGGGCCCAGAAAGUCAGAAUAAACAAGCCUUUUCCCUCCGGUAUGGUGGCACUUCACGAGGCUGUGCUCACAGGGAACCUGGACUGCGUGAAACUGCUGGUGACGCAUGGAGCAGACAUUCACCAGCGCGAUGACGAUGGCUGGACUGCUCUGCACAUGGCCUGCAGCGAUGGCUACCCUGAAAUCGCCCGUUUCCUGCUGGCUCAGGGUGCCAGCACGGUGGCGGAGAAUGAUUCCGGGGAAAAGCCGGCGGAUCUCAUCGACCCCGAGUGCAAGGAGCUGGCCAAGCUGUUCGAGGUGGGCUGCGUGUGACCCCCCCCGCCUGCGGCCACCUGGACUCACCCAGCCCGUGACCCUCGCUGGGGCAUUUUAGUCACCAUGGUGACGGGGACGGAAUGGAGAGGUGCGCGGAGCUGACAAACCCGACUCCAGCAGGGCGAGCACGCGAGCUCCGGCGGCACUGACCCACUUUCCCUCUCACCCUUAUCUCUGCACACUUCUGCUUUGUAUUAUUAUCGUUUUUUACCACAUGAACAUUCAACACGUUAUGAAAUGGUGCUGUAUGGUUUGUGUAUGGCGCUUUCCCUCGUACUAUUUUGUACAGCUCUGUUUGAGUAUGAAACGUGACAGCAAUAUGACGCCUUGUAUCCGCAUGCCUGCCCCUCUGAGCCGCAAUGGCCCACUGCUCUGACGAUGUAGCCUCCGUUACGCUUGAUGCCAAUGACACACUUACAGACCCGAUCCAUUUAUCUUCCACAUAAACCUCCAGCCCAGCAUGCCCCCUCCAUCCUCUGCACAGGACCCGCCGCGCUCUCUAAUUACCUUAUUUUAAAUCAGCCGAAAAGGACAAAGGGUCAAAUUAACAGGAAGAGCCAGAAUGGCAGCACCUCUGGGAGAAACAGCACGUUUCCUCUCUGCUGGGCAGAACGAGGAGGACGCUGAUACUUCUCCUCAGAAACGACACUUAAAGGACUCCAGCACAUUGUGCUGCGCGUCGCACCGUUCAUGAAUAUGUACUGUCCUGUGCUGUCAUGGUUACUGCAAGGAGGCGUUGCCCAAGUGUGUCCUGUGUGCUGAAUUUACAUGGAAGUCUGUAGAAGUCUUAAUCUUUAUUUUUUGCUUUUUUAAAAACAAAACACUUUUUUUCAUAAAUAAAGUUGGGUUUCUUAACAAUCCACAGUAAAAA
This is a messenger RNA of Anguilla rostrata (American eel), 2010 nucleotides long. RefSeq names its product protein phosphatase 1, regulatory subunit 27a (gene ppp1r27a). Gene Ontology annotation, molecular function: phosphatase binding. The transcript is spliced from 3 exons. Lineage: Eukaryota; Metazoa; Chordata; Actinopteri; Anguilliformes; Anguillidae. The coding region runs from base 444 to 1136 and encodes 230 amino acids. The record is from RefSeq and is a predicted model, not a curated record.